CAAUCUAAAAACGUUUUGAUGACAUUAACUAACUGAGUGACACAACCAAAUUUCGAAAUAGCAACUUGUGUAUUGUACUAGUCCAACUAUCAACAGUAAAUUGAGACCCUGGCAGUUCCUUAAAAAAAGUGGUUUGGGGGAGACAUAUCCGCGGGGCUAUCCCGGAUCUACAAGGGUUGCUAUUUGCCAGAGAAUUGGCCUUGUAGCCUAUCAACGAUAAUAUUUUGGGCAUUCUUCGCAGCGUGUCCUCGCCUUCCUUAUUUGUAAAAUGAUAUUACAGGUGUCGACCAUACAGACCACACCCCAGUGGCAAUGAACUCAACUGUCUCGCUGGCACCGGAACGGACUCACUCGAAUACUUCACAGUUCGGAAACACCGAGUCACUGUGUAUGAACGGAUCGGGAAAGGACGAUAGUGACACUUUUUUUUAUGAAUCUCCGGGCUAUUUUAUGGAAUUACACUUUUGGAGAGCUACGGAAUCAUGGAAGCGCGGCCAUUUAUGAAGUCAGUUUUACCUGCGCUAGACUCAUUCACAGUCGACGCAGAUGACACGAGUUUGGCAUUACCACCGGAGGAUAAUACAAAGACUCAUUCAACCGACCGGAGUUUUCGUGUUCAGCAACAAGUGCAGCUCACACUUGCUCGUAAGGGCAAAAAGACAACGUCCAAUGGUAGUCUUCAUCUAUCCAGAAAGCCAUCAAUUAUCACCGGUUCCAGAGAUGGAACCUGGUCUAACAUGAAGACACACUCAUCUUUUGGCCAGGUCGGAGGCAGGGACUUCAGCAGCCUGUCAUCUUUGAAGGAGACUAGAAGAAGUCCGUCUAAGAGGGUGGAUUUGACCCCAGUCACCAGCCCCGAGUUACCUCGCACCCGUCUGGCCUACGGGUCACUCCGUUUCGGAACCUACACCCUCCCCGGCCCUAGCCAGCCGCCCAUGAUGGGGACUUCAGAGGAGCGGUCGUAUGGGACAGACUUGAUGCGGCGUUAUGCCCAUUCAGAAAUGGCCCGUAGCACAAGGACACAAGCCAUCGCUAACGGCGGCAACUACCACUGGGGCCAGUCCCUCAGACAGGCUCGAGGGCCUCAGCCCCUCUCUGCAGACCACUCAUUCCUGUACAGCAGCCCUGCGAUUCGCACCGACAACAGCCCCUACCCGAUGGAGGUUCAAAAGGGGGCGAGGAGACAAACAGGCUACGGGUCAUUUAAUGCUACCCAGAGAACAGAGGGCCUGGCCUGGCUGGGCCAGGUGGGGAAGGAGAGUCAGGGGCAUGUGGGAGCAAAAUGGCCUCCUUCGUAUCCAGCCUCACUGGUCAGCAUGGAGGUGGACAUGGGCCAGAUGAGGGCGGAGCCAGAGAUCCAGCAGACAGACGUGAAGAAAGUCACUGUGGUGAAGCCAGAGAGCAAGGUGCCUGAGCUGACAUUGGAGAGGGCAGUGAACCUGCUGGGCCAAGAGAAUGAGGAGAUGCAGAUCACUGCUGCCAGCUUUAUUCAAAACCAAUGUUUCAACAGCGCUGACGCUAAGAAGAUGGUGUUCUACCUUCACGGUAUACCCAAGCUGAUCAAACUGCUGCAGAGCGACAGCGAGGAGCUGGAGCGCAUAGCGGCGGGGGCGCUCCGAAACGUUGUCUUUGAGAGCAGUGAGAACAAGAUGGAGGUGAAGGACAACAAGGGUGUGGCCCCUGCACUGUGUCUGCUCAGGAGAAGUCGUGACAUAGAGACCCGGCGGCAGCUCACUGGGCUGUUGUGGAACCUAUCCUCUCAUGACCUGCUGAAGGAGCAUCUCUCCAAAGAGGCCCUGGAGAUCCUGACCACUUCUGUGCUGGUGCCCUGCUCAGGCCUGUCUGAGGGGGAGAAUCCCAAAGAUGGCAUGCUGGCUGACCCAGACACCUUUUACAACGCCACUGGCUGCCUCCGAAACAUAAGCUCGACUGGUCCAGAAGGGAGAAAAGCCAUGCGGCAGUGUGAGAACCUUAUUGACUCCCUGGUGUACUACAUCCGCGGGACCAUAGCUGACUACAAGCCUGAUGACAAGUCCACAGAGAACUGUGUGUGCAUCCUACAUAACCUCUCCUACCAGAUGGAGAUGGAGCUUCCACAGAAGUUGGCCGGCGAGCUCCAUGAGUCUCGACUCAACCUGGCUCCAAAGACCAAGACCCCCGGCUGUUUCGGCUCCCGCAGUGCCAAAAUCAUCCAGCGUCUUGAAGCAAAGCGCCCUCUGCUGGAGGAGAAGGGUAGUCCCUGUGGGAUAGAGUGGCUGUGGAGCGCCAUCACAGUGCGCAUGUACCUGUCAAUUAUGGCCCGCAGCAUCUGUCCCUACACCCAGGAGGCUGCCAUCGGAGCCCUGCAGAACAUCACAGCUGGGAACGGCCUGGUAUCCCAGGCCAUCGCCCACACCAUAGUACAGCGGGAGAAUGGUCUACUCCAGGCCAUGAAGAUGCUCCAGGAAGGGGGGAUGGUUGUGAAGAAGACUGCUGUGUCCCUGCUAUGUAACAUCUCACGCUACAGAGAGCUUCACGCUGACAUUGUCAAACAGGUGUUGCCACAGCUGGUGGUCAUGUUACCCAACUCGGACACGAGCACCGACCUGCCUAUAGAGGUGACUGUGUCCCUGUGCCACAUCCUCAUCAACCUGAGCCAGGAUGAGACGCAGCACGUCAGGGCCAUCGUCAACCACGGGGCGCUGCCCAAGAUCAUCAACAUCAGCGCAAAGGACAACGGGUUUGGUCCCACCAGGGCUGGCCAGGCAGCCUGCAUCCUACUACACAGCAUGUGGAGCCACUCAGAGCUCCACAGGGCCUAUAGGAAGGCUGGAUAUAGAAAAGCAGACUUCGUCAACAGCAGGACAUCAAAGGCUGUACAUUAAAUAUGGGACUAAGUGGACGAUCACAAAGCAUUGUGCUGAUUGAGGCAAUAUUGUAGUUUCUCUUCUGUGUGGACUUGGAUGACUCAAUUCACUGCUUUAUAAAAUACUUGUUUUGUGUGUCGACUUCUCCACUAUGUGAGGUGUUACAUUUACGUGUGUGUGUGUGUGUGUGUGUGUGUGUGUGUGUGUCUGUUCCAGUAACAACAAUUGCUGCAAGCUCUUGGCAGCAGACCAAGUUCUCUACAAUGGGGGGAAAAAAUGAUUAAAAACAAAACUGAUGGAGGAUCAGCAAUGACUUGAAUUCCAUUUGAAGGAUUUUGAGGAAGAAAAUGAAUCAGCAUAGAAGUGGGAGACAAGAUGAGGUUAACAUUAUGAUGUAUGUUAGUCUAAUGAAUGACAUAACUGAA
This is a messenger RNA of Oncorhynchus keta (chum salmon), 3271 nucleotides long. It is a transcript of the gene pkp2, whose product is annotated as plakophilin 2. Gene Ontology annotation, cellular component: nucleus; plasma membrane; intermediate filament. Gene Ontology annotation, molecular function: protein kinase C binding; intermediate filament binding; molecular adaptor activity. Gene Ontology annotation, biological process: cell-cell adhesion; cell-cell junction assembly; intermediate filament bundle assembly. Lineage: Eukaryota; Metazoa; Chordata; Actinopteri; Salmoniformes; Salmonidae. The record is from RefSeq and is a predicted model, not a curated record. The coding region runs from base 483 to 2864 and encodes 793 amino acids. The transcript is spliced from 13 exons.